Penicillium riverlandense is the source of this 816-nucleotide messenger RNA. RefSeq lists its product as uncharacterized. Lineage: Eukaryota; Fungi; Ascomycota; Eurotiomycetes; Eurotiales; Aspergillaceae. Bases 1 to 816 code for a protein of 271 amino acids. The record is from RefSeq and is a predicted model, not a curated record. The transcript has a single exon.
AUGAAGCUCCUCGGCAAUAUUCCUGGGGUUCUCUGCACGCUGUUGGCACUAGCCCCAGUGGGAUUCUCGCUUCCUAGGGCUAAAGUGCUCGAUGUCACUGCAGAGGACUUUAUGCGGAUGAAACAGAUCAAAGUGAGAGCUGAUGGUACCUCUGUCAACAAUACGGGGAUUGGGACUGAACACAGUAUCUGUGGUCCAUGCUCGUCAAAUAUCGGUUAUUCCCUAGUGGGAGAUGGAGACCCACACCAGAACUUCGUUAUUACCCAGAAGGGUAAUUCAGUUAUAGCGUGUGAUACCUCGGGAUCGUCUACCAGUACUGGCUUCUCCAACACUCUUGGUUGGAGCUUUUCCCUAGGCGCCAACACACAGUUCGACUCUCUUGGGUUCAGUGUCUCAGAGUCUGAGACCUACUCGACGUCAAACUCGUUCAACUGUAAUGGCGUUGCUGACGAGGGAGGAGAGAUUUGUGUUCUCUUCUACCAGGCUGUCACAGCGUUUACUGUGUCUGUGGAGAGAGUUCAGCAAUGCGGCUGUGAGGUUGCGCCUCCCACAGAAGACCUAGGGCAGGCCAUUAUCUAUGCGCCCAAUGCAAACCAAGUUGGCAGUGUUAUUGGAAGAGGCAUCAAUGUGCCUGCACAUGGUGUUGAGCAGUGUUUCGGUAACAGUGACAGAACCAUUCUUUACUACUGUGGCCCUCCGGGAGGCCCUGAAUGGUGGACUGGUAGGGGUGAUGGUCCAUGGAUUGAUGACUACGUGAACCAGCGGGUGCCUACCGACUGUCCCAUCCCUAUCGAAGCCAACCUUUACCUGGACUGA